Molecule: messenger RNA, 2986 nt
Organism: Geodia barretti
Lineage: Eukaryota; Metazoa; Porifera; Demospongiae; Tetractinellida; Geodiidae
Source: the annotation of a GenBank genome assembly
CUCUCUCGAUGUGGGAGUCAAAUGUCAACCUGCUGAAGGUUCGUACAGAGAGGGUGACAUUCGUCUGGUGGGAGGACCUCACAACUGGGAGGGUAGAGUGGAGAUAUUCUGGAAAGGAACAUGGGGAACUAUCAGUGACCCUCAGUGGACUGUCAGUGAUGCCAGAGUUGUUUGUAAACAGUUACAACAUGCUUCUGGAAGUGGUGAGGCAGUCUCCUGCUGUAGCUCAUAUGGAAAAGGAACUGAUACCAUUCACAUCCGAGAUGUGGGCUGCUCAGGAACUGAAGAAAAUGUAACGGCGUGUAGGUACUAUAAUGUCACAGGGCCCAGAAGCCACGACUAUGAUGGUGGGAGUCCAAUGUCAACAAGGAAAUGAGGCAAGAGAAGGUGAAAUUCGCCUCAAUAGAAGCUAUGGUGGCAACUUGUGGCAGGGAAGAGUUGAAAUAUUCCUGUCUGGUGAAUGGGGCACUGUUUGUGAUGAUGGAGCUGGUAGCAAUGAUGCUCGAGUUGUCUGUCGUCAACUGGGAUACAAUGUAAUAGUUCAUCUUCUCGUUGUUGUGCUAAUUAUGGACAAGGAACUGGUCCAAUUCACUUUGAAUAUCUUGUCUGCACUGGCUCUGAAUACAGACUGAAUGACUGUGUGAAUCAAACAGCGUCUUGUGGGCACUAUGAGGACUGGGGUGUAUACUGCUACAUAGAUGGACCACAACCUCUUGAGGUCCUGUUGAGCUAUAUACGUUAUGGAUAUGCCCAAGUCUUCUUGUCUGGUGUCUGGGUGCCCAUUGCUGACAGCUGGGGGACAUGGGGAAUGGAUAACUCUGAAGUAGUGUGCAGACAACUCGGCUACAAUGGUACUGUGCCAAUUUCUUAUAACCACUAUUCAAUCGGCAGAAUUGUAGAAACUAUGGACAAUGUGGUGUGCAGUGGUAAUGAAUAUCAGCUGAGUGAUUGCUACUAUGAUGUCCAUGUUGCCGUGAUAGACGACAUACCGAGAACAGACUGUGCAUAUUAUGGCUGUUCAACUGGAGAAAUCAGACUAAUAGGAGGAGAGUCAGAGGGAGAAGGGAGGCUUGAGGUGUGCAAUAAUAGGAGAUGGGGAAGUGUAUGUGGGACUCAAUGGACAAACAGACACACAGCAGUGGUCUGUAGGUAUCUCGGAUUCAGUGACCUCCCCACUGAUCUAACCUACUAUUCUCCUGAGAAGUAUGGUAAAGGCAGUGGGCCUGUGUUCAUGGACUUUGUCAACUGCACUGGUGAUGAAUGGAAUCUAUGGGGUAGCUGUACUUACUGGACCCACUACUAUGGAUGUUCACAUGAUGACGAUAUUGGAGUACAAUGUGCACCAGCCCGCUGUUCUGAUGGGCAGCUGAGACUAGCUGAGGGAUCAGUUGCAUAUUAUGGACGUGUUGAGAUCUGCUCCGAUCAGAGAUGGAACACACUGUCGAACGCCCAGUGGUCCUAUUCCAAUGCAAGGAUCGCUUGCAUUGAGCUAGGCUUUCAAUGUAAAAACUCUUUGAUAUUUAAUUCAUAUGGGAACAGUGGAGGACCAAGACAUUCAAAGUACUUUAGCUGUGCUGGGUCAGUACUUAGACUCUCUCAGUGUCAAAGCUAUAACUACACAUAUACAAGAUCAUACAGUUCUGAUAUUGGGGUGUAUUGCCAUCGAGAUAACUGUGUUAAUGGUCAGAUAAGGCUAAUUGAAGGAGAAGAUCAAUUAGAAGGAAGACUGGAAGUCUGCUACAAUAGGAGAUGGGGAAAUGUUGGCGGUGACGAAUGGACUGAGACUAACUCUCGUGUUGUUUGCAACUCUCUUGGAUAUGACCUUUCUAAUGAGUCAACUAACCUUUCCAUACCAACGGCCCCGUCAAAACCAUUGUACUAUCACAGUGUCAAAUGCUCACGUCGGGACCUGUCACUGGAAGAGUGUGGAUUUACGAGAUACACGGACUUAACAAAGACGUACCCUCAUACAGUUGUCAAGUGCCGAGAGUCUCAAUGCAAAGACGGAGAUCUAAAACUGGUUGGAGGAGCUACAGAGAGUGAAGGAAGACUUGAGGUCUGUUUUGGGAAGAGAUGGGGAACCAUAGAUGGACAUGGAUGGACACACACUGACACUCAAGUUGCCUGUAGACAACUUGGACACUCCACUGAAGAUGUCUCGUACACAAAACACCUGAGGACCAGAUCCCUAUCCAGCAGGUCUCUACCAACGUUCAUGACGCUGGUAGGCUGCUACGGCUCAGAAGAUCAACUAACCGACUGUUCCUAUCACGAGUUUGAGUCUUCUUCCAGUACUAUCUCCUCCAUGGAUAUCAGUAUCAGCUGUGAUAGGAAAGACAAUGGUACUGGUACCAUGGGCAGUCCAACUGAUACCAAUGAUGAUGGAACUGGUGGGAGCAGCGAAAGCUCCAGUGGUAUGGUAUAUGCAAGUCUGUCAGUGUCUGCUCUACUUGCCGUGGUGGUGAUUGCUCUUGUCGCAGUUCUGAUUGUGGUCUGGCUAAGGAAAAAGAGCAGAGGAAGCUCUUCUGGGAUUCAUUUUAGUAACAAAAACGAGACAGUCUCUCUGGACAACAAGCUGGCGGGAGAAGACCUCCCAACCGAGAGUUUCGAACAAAUGAAAGCCACAAACCCUGUUCCACUUCCGCCAAGAUCGCAGCUGAGACAAGCUCCGACCGACAAUGUGAGCACCAUGUCGCCUCAGAAGGUGGAUUUGAGUCGCUAUGCACAAAGUGGUGGCAACUCCCGAGCUGACGCUGGUCCAAAGACUCUCCCCCACGUCCUACCGAGGAGGGGACGCCAGCGACCUCCCGCGGAGGAGGACAUUUACGAGUGUCCCGACUGAUUGAGAACAACAGCACUAUGGACUGACUUUGACAGUGAUGUAAUGAUAACUGCAUGCCGUAAAAAUUCCUUAUAUACUUUGUCAUUAGGUACUUAGCUAAUGCAAGCUAACUACAGUUGUUGCUUCUGUACUCAUUAUCCUUUG